This is a messenger RNA of Doryrhamphus excisus (bluestripe pipefish), 1283 nucleotides long. It is a transcript of the gene sycp3, whose product is annotated as synaptonemal complex protein 3. Gene Ontology annotation, biological process: spermatid development; meiotic cell cycle. Gene Ontology annotation, cellular component: synaptonemal complex. The record is from RefSeq and is a predicted model, not a curated record. Lineage: Eukaryota; Metazoa; Chordata; Actinopteri; Syngnathiformes; Syngnathidae.
GGCGGCGGGAAAGGCUGCUAACUAGCCUAGCUCUGAUUGUUCUGUUGCUGAAACUAAUAAUGUAUAUGUCCGCUUAGAGCAUCGAAACGAGAAGUUUACCUUCACGAAGAUAUUACGCGUAGACAUCCUAACGCGAACAAGAUUUUUUUGGUGUGAGUUUUAAGAGUUCAUAGCACCAUUCGCUGCGUGUACCAAGACUGCAUUAGCCACCGCUAACAUUAGCCGCCUAGCUAACCACACUGGAAAGAUGUCAACUGGCAAAAAAAUGAGAAAGAGGAAGCUCUCCGACAAAAAUGUUGACAAAGUUUUUGAAUUUUCUCUGGAUGAAAAGAACAGUCUGACUGGCUCUGAAGACGAUCUGAGAGAAGGCAACGAAGCUGAAAGUGUGGACAAAUCCACAAAGAAAAGACAAUCUGCUGAGUUUUCAGAGGACAAUGCAGCCUGUGCUGCUGUUGGGAAUGAAGUGCAUUCCAUGCUGGAGCGCUUUGGAGCUGACAUCAGCAAGGUGAUGCAGGCCAAGAGGAAACGUCUGGAAAGUUUGACCAAAACUUAUGUGAAUGGAAGUCAGCAGAAACUGGAGCAACUUUGGAACACCUAUCACAGCAAGAGGCAGAAGAUGACUCAGGAGUACUCUCAGCAGGUGUCGACAAUGCUUCAGCAGUGGGAAACUGAAGCUAAGCGAGUGGACGAGCAGGAGGAGAAACUCAACGACCUGCUCAGACAGCAGCAGAAAAUCCUCCAGCAGACCAAAGUCCUUCAGAAUAAGAAACUGGUGGCAGUCCGUGAGCUCUAUGAUCAGUUUGUCAAGAACAUGGAGGAUGUGGAGAAGAGCCAAGAGGGCUUCCUGCAGGGUGCGCAACAGGUGCUGAGGAAGGAGAUGGCUACCUUGCAGAAGAAGAUCCUCAUGGACACGCAACAGCAGGAAAUGGCCUCCGUGCGCAAGUCGCUGCAGAGCAUGCUGUUCUAGCCUGCUGUUCUAGCCUGCUGUUCUAGCCUGCUGUUCUAGCCUGCUGCUAUUUUGGCAAUGAUGAUAUAAGGUUUUGUAUGUUUGACUUCUUCUUGUGAACCUGUUCAGCAUGUUAUAAACGACAUCAUAUACUGUAUAUAGGUUUUAUCCACUUUGAAUAGAAAGUGUUAGAGCGGCCUCUAGGGGUGCUUUGUUCAAAGUCGAAAAACGUUGGGAGAUAAAAAAUGUGAAUGAAAACAACAAUAAAAUGUUUGUCUACAUCCUCAAUUGCUUUUUUUAAUCCAAUCCUGCUGACAGACCUGACUGUGUUUUUUUU